Messenger RNA from Drosophila montana, 724 nucleotides. RefSeq lists its product as uncharacterized. The record is from RefSeq and is a predicted model, not a curated record. The transcript has a single exon. Lineage: Eukaryota; Metazoa; Arthropoda; Insecta; Diptera; Drosophilidae. The coding region runs from base 259 to 684 and encodes 141 amino acids. Gene Ontology annotation, biological process: proteasome assembly.
ACUCUGUUAUCGUUUUGUCCAAUGCAAGUGGCAGCUGCUGAAAUUCAAAUUUGUGUUGUUUCGUUUACUUUUUAUUUAUUGCGCAAAAAUAAAGCACUUUAAUACUUGCACAACCCAGCAUCCCAGCGAGGCCCUGCUUAACCAGAACAAAGUGUGCCACGCUGUUAAGCAGCAGCUCCGCAACAGUUGUCCCUGGAAUCAUAUGUUUAUCGAAACAAACAAAAAAAUUAUACAAAUUUUGCUUUUUGUAGCUUCGAAAUGUGCGAGUUUGAAACCAAAAACGAUAAAUGUGGCUUUGACAAGCAAUUUGCAAUAGACAUAAAUGGCAUAAGCACGGAGUUUGUGUUCCACAACUUUCAGAACAAAUGGGUGCUGCUCGUUACACAGCUGGGCAAAAUACCGGCGCUCUUCAAUGUGACGUUCGACGUAAAGCACGAGCAUCGGGUGCUGCCCUAUUUGCACGGCCCCGUGGACGAUCCACAGUUCCAUGUGUCGGUGCCGGUGACAAUUAACUGCUGCAUGGGCAUCGACUCGGAUGAGAUACGCGGCGGCAUCCAGUUCCUGAUCAACAAGACGGCGCUCAACAAGUGCCCCACCGAGCUGCUUAUUGGGCUGGGCCUGAAGCAGCUGGACACGGCCGGACUGAGAGCCAUAGCGCAAGUGUUGAAAAAGGGCAUAUUUUGAGCGUAUGCAAAACCCAAUAAAAUACAGAAAAAUAUUGCAA